GGGCUGGGCCAGCCACAGAGGACACCACAAUGUCCACCGCUGAUGGCCUUCCCCACUACCCGCUGGACUCGGACUUGGUGAAGAGAUUAAAGUCUGCCCUGGAAGCCAAGGAUGAGGAGAGAGUGAGGGGUGUGAUCUGCUCUGAAGUCCAGCCCGUGGACGCCAUGAUAGAGCUGGCCAAUGAUGACUGGAUGAAAGACCCCGCGGUUCAGCUGCCCCCGGGCGUGCUGCUCGGAAACCUGGACCGUCUUAAGCCCCUCAUGGGCCAAUUCUUCCGGGAUGCCAAUGUAGUGUUCGAGAUCAACAAGGAUGAGAUGGAAUGGCAGGUGAAAUCUUCAGCCACGUUUGGACUGUCAGGCCUCUGGACCCUGGAGUACAAGCGCGAGCUCACCACGCCCCUGUGCAUCGCGGCGGCCCAUGGCCACGCGGCCUGCGUGAGGCACCUGCUGGACCACGGCGCGGACCCCGACGCCAGUCCCGGUGGCCGCGGCGCCCUGCACGAGGCCUGCCUCGGGGCCCACACGGCCUGCGCCCGUCUGCUCCUGCGGCACCGCGCCGACCCCGACCUGCUCAGCGCCGACGGCCUGACGCCCCUGCACCUCUGCCGCUCGGUCGCCUCGCUCGGGUGCGCGCAGGCGCUGCUGGAGCACGGCGCCUCGGUGCAGCGCGCGGGCGGCGCCGGGCAGGACACGCCGCUGCACUUGGCGGCGCAGCUCGGCCUGGACGAGCACGUGCGCCUCUACCUGGGCUGCGGGGCGCGCGUGGACGCGAGGAACGGCCGCGGCGAGACGGCCCUGAGCGCGGCGUGCGGCGCGGCCCUGCGGCCCGACGAGCACGCGCGCUGCCUGCGCCUGUGCGCGCUGCUGCUACGGCGGGGCGCGGCGGCGGACGCGCGCGACGAGGACGAGCGCAGCCCGCUGCACAAGGCCUGCGGGCACGCGCGGCACGGCCUGGCGCGCCUCCUGCUGCGGUUCGGCGCCGACGCGGGCGCGCUCGACUACGGCGGGGCCUCGCCGCUGGCCCGAGCGCUGCGGACGGCCGGCUGCGCGCCCCAGGACGCGCCGGAGCUCACGGUGCGGGUGCUGCUCAACCACGGCUCCCCCACCGUGUGGCCCGACGCCUUCCCCAAGGUGCUGAGGACCUGCGCGGCCAGCCCUGCGGUCAUCGAGGUUCUUUUCAACUCCUACCCUCAGCUCCGCGUGUCAGAGUCCUGGAAGGAGGCGAUUCCUGAAGAAGUAUUUCAGAUGCACAAGUCUUUCUACCAGUCCUUCUCUGCCUUGGCCCACACCCCACGCUGCCUGCAGCAUCUUUGCCGCUGUGUCCUUCGCAGAUUGUUUGGUAAGCAGUGCUUUGACCUCAUACCUCUGUUACCCUUACCAAAGUCUCUGCAAAAUUAUCUGCUUUUGGAACCAGAAGGUGUCUUGCACUGAAAAUCGGCAGCCAGAUGCUUGUUCCCAUCUCUGCCCAUCGCGGAGGCUGUGUGAUGAGGACCACACCCCAGGCACGGAAGGACGUGGUGCGCUCUUCCCCUUUUCCCCCCACUCUCCCGUGGGACUAGCAGAAGCACCAACCUCGCUGAACUUCAGGUACCUCUGGAGCUGAAUUGGUAAUAAACUCCUUCACUGCCUCCCAGGCUUGCUGGUGAGGGUCACAUGAAACUGUGACUGGGAGGAUACUUGGUGCCUUUUGACAAAAGCUAAAAAACUAAAAGACACAGCAAGUCCUCACUGUCACCGUUGAUAGGUUCUUUGAAACUGAGGCUCUAAGCAAAACAAGAUGUAAGGAAACCAGUUUACCAAAGGCUAAUUGAUAUAAACAGGAGUUAAGUUCCUACAGCAUAUUCCUGGUCACAAAACAUCUCUCCAAACUUAUAAAUGGAGACUCAAACACUUCUAAUAUUAAACGUGGACUUAAAUGUGAACUAUGCAUACAUUAAAAAAAGAGUAAUAACAAGUAAAACUAUUUGCCCAAUUCACAGUGAGUUGGUAAGUGACAGCGCUCACGGUGGGACAGAUAGAGGAGUCAAUCUUGGCAGAGUGAAGCUUGCCGGGAGCACCUCCUACCACCACGCAGCUCAGAAAUGCUCACCAACAAGUCACUUUCUUACCGUGUCGUUUACUGUCCUGCAUUCAGAUGAUUGUCAUAUACUUAAGGAAUUUUUAUUUCACAAUAAUUUGUAUUCAUUCAUUCAUUUCCCAACCCCUUUAUCCCACUUUGGAGUUUGAGGUGGCCAGAACCUAUCCCAGCAAGUCAGGGGAUAAAGUGGGGACUGGGACAGGACACUGUUCUGUCCCAAGGCACACUCACACCCACACUCAGACAAACACAUAGAUACCACAGCUCACCUUUAGGGUGUGGGAGGGAGAGGCCGGAGAGACGGUGUCCCCAGCCAGAAAUCAAUUCUGUUAUGACUAUUUUCAGGAACCUUAACAACUCAGUGUCCUUAAGGCUCCCAACAUGGCUCUACUAUUACCAGCUUUUUAAAAUUUAUGCAAAAACACUUUCAGGAACGCAGAUCCACUUGGCUGGCUGAGGAAUCGAUUUUAUUUCUCAUCAAAUUAGACCAAACAAUGUUGAAAGGAAUGAUGUCAUCUGAGGCGCUGCUAUGUAUGUAUUUGUAAAAGGUCUGUCUCCCACCGCAGUGCGUCAGUAGUGGACGUGCCGUGCCCAACCUCCAGGCCCCACUGGGAGGCCUCUCCUCCUGGGAACCUCCACACCCCAGAGCGUGGCCCACCUGCAUGAGGCCCACCAACCUGCCAAUUUUGACGACUACCUCAUACAUUGGAAUCAUACAAUGUUUUCUUUUGUAACUGGCUCCCUUCAUGUUGUAGCGUGUUGUAGCACACGCCUAUGACAGGAUUUCCUUCUUUUAAAAGGCUGAAUAGUAUCAUCGUAUAUUCAUAUCACGUGUUCUUGGCACACUCAUCUGGCAGGGGACACCUAGGCUGCUUCCACCUGCUGGCUGCUGUGACUAGCACCGCAGUAAACACAGGAGUACAGAUAGCUCUUCAACAUACUGAUGUCCUUUCAUUUGGAUAGACACCCGGGAAUGGGAUUGCUGGAUCAUAUUGCAGUUCUAGUUUUUUAUUUUUUGAGGAACUUCUAUACCCUUUUCCAUACUGGCUGCGGCUUUUUACAUUUCCACCAGCAACAUACAAGAAUUCCAGUUUCUCCACAUCAACGUUUGUUGUUAACAGUUUCUGGGUUUUUUCUUUCUUUCUUUCUUUCUUUUUUAGUUAUUUUGAGGGAGUUUGGUUGUUGUUGUUUUUUAAACAUUUGUUCAUUCAUUUAACUUUUUGAAAAGUCCGCUGGGGGUGGGGCACUGACUGGGGAGCCAUCAUCAACAAGACAGACUCAAUGGUUACCCUCCUCAUGGAGAUCACAGCCAAAUGAAAAGGGUGACUCUUCCCAAGGCUGCUGGAGAGGGUGAGGAGGAAGGGCUUCCACUCGUGGCCACUUCCUCUCUGACUGCAUCUUUGCAUUGCAAGAAGACUGCCACGUUCCCAGGGCAGGUGACACACUGUGAGGGACCCCCGGCCAUUGCUGUCAUCACCGUGUCCUACAGGCAAUCACAUGACUUGUAUCACGAAUGUUCCCUUCCCCCACACUGCUGAGUCAUCCCAUGAAAUACAGCACCCCCACCUCCCGCCUUGCACUCUAGGUCAACAGGGCCCUGUGCAAAUGUCACAUCUCAAUAAACUGAAACUCCUAAAACAUCAAGAAGCCUUCGCCUGCCCCCAACUUAUCAGAAACAUGAGGUCACAGCUGCAAGACAAUAAGUAAGAAGUUGGCAUUAGAAAUCAGUUCUGAGUCACCCGGGUUCUGGUGGCUGUUGAGAUGGGCUGAACACCUUUGUGGAAUUACAGCUAUGACUGUAGGACAAAAAAUGGCUAGUGUGGUUGUCUGGGCCUGUCUUAAUUGUCAGAUGAGAUGGAAUUCAUUCAUAGUUUUGUAGAAUGUAUUGCUAGCAGUUUGCUUUUUGAAGGCAAAAAAUAAAAUAACUGCCAAAAAAUGUGUUCAGUGACUCUGUCUAGCUGUGCUCUAUGCUACAAGUGUUACGAAUUCCUGGCACAAUUCCACAUAGAUAAGAAAGAACAAGAAAGGAAAGGAGGAGAGGGAGAAGCUUCAGGAAGACAAAACUAAGGGGCAGGGAAGCAGGAAACCAGGGGAGAGAGGAGGGAGGGGUGAGUUAGUGGAGAUGAACGUCUGAGAAGGAAUUCUACUUUGAGACUAAAAUUAUCCCACUUCUUUUUCCAGUAAAUAAAAUAUAUCCUGGUUCUUCUUUUCAAUUCAAGGGUCUAAAAAUGUUUUCCUUUCAUAUACAGCACACAUUGCACAUCAUUGUUCUCAUUGAGUAUAUUGCAGAAACUCAACUCUCUAAGGCCUAAACUGUUUUCUUUCAUUUCAAAUGUAGUUUUUAAUGGUGCAUUCACGUGGCUCAAAGUUCAGAAGAUAACAAAAUAGUAAAUUAUGCUCUUAACUUCUAUUUUUAAAAAAGCAGAAGAGUAUUUUUCUGCCAACUUUUACUAAAUAUCUUUGAUUAUUACUUGUCAUCUGACCAACAGGGAAGUCAAAUACAUACAAGUGGAAUUCUCCUGGGAAGGCUGGCCCCUGUCCACACUGGCUAUCCCUGGGAUGAGAUGAAAUGUUCAUAGCUAGAGUGGCAGACCCAAUCCACAGCCCAGGGGCAUGAGUGUACAGACCAGGCACUGUGUGUUGUGUUAUGUUUAAAAUUCUAAACCUGCCACCGAACCUGUCUUUUUAGUGUUUUUGUAUUCACUUGAAUUUUAAAUUACUUGAUAAUUAUUGAUUCUGCAUGGCUAGAAGAAAAUCAGAGUCCCUGACACUUUUAAGUCUAAGGAGCAUUUGCUAAUCCCAGUAACUGUUUAUAAUUGUCAAUUUCCAAUUUCUGAAAUAACCUUUAAGACACACACUGAUGGGGCAGGCUGUUGAACUUUUGCAAAGAGCACUUAACCUUCCACAGAAAUGCUGUAAAAUACAGGCUUGGAGAAUGAGCUGGUUCCACUCUGGUGCCCCAGCCUCCUGUCCACGUGGGGCAUCUGAGAACAAGUAAUCACUACAAUUUCGGAUGCUAUUAGCUUGCCAAGGGCUUUUCAUCUUUUAAGGGCUGCCAUCAUCUCAAGGAUAAAUUAUCCUUCUGUCAAAUUUUCUAUGCAUAGCUAGUAUAUUCAGAAGCCCCAAAGUUUCAACUAUGAACAAUAUUCCAUUUUCGUUCUGAGACGUAAGCAUAGUUUUGGAGCAUCAAAAUGCAUUUCAAACUCCAGGAUUUGUCUUGUAAUUGUUAACAUCUUCCAAUGUUAAGACAAAAAUUAAUUUCAUAAAAGGGCCUACCUAGGGCCUGCAGAGGACUGGGGAAGCAUCUACAUUCAAUUUCAUAGAUUCCUGCAGGUGGCGCCAUAAGCAAACGGUCGUACCCUUGCCCACCAACCUGCCCUCCCCAGAAUUAAAAGAGAAGGAAAACAGGAAGAGAGUUUUUAGCUCAUAUGAUAAAAGGGAAUGAGAAUAUAGAAAAAUUAUAGAUUCAUUAAGUAUCAUAUAGAAUUGUGCUGCCAUAAUAAAAAUUUCAGUAAUUAAAAUAUUGAUUAUGGAAUUGUCUGCUUCCUUCGUAUUAAGUAUGUGCAUUUUAUAGCCAAUGUGUUUAUAAAUAAAUAUAAUUUUCAGUUGACUAUUUUAUGAUGCUAUAAUGACAGCCUCAAAUCUCAUUUUUGUGUUAAACGUGUUCUUUAACAAAAUUAUACAUUUACCAUUGCAAUGUAACUAGCUGGGUUUCCAGCCUUCAUCUAAUCUUCCAGAAUGGCAUUUCAGCGGUCCUAACACUCUUUGCUUAAUCACUCCAAUAAAAAGAGUAGAUUUCUUUGUAAUGCAAUUUGUA
Messenger RNA from Nycticebus coucang (slow loris), 5893 nucleotides. It is a transcript of the gene ASB18, whose product is annotated as ankyrin repeat and SOCS box containing 18. Bases 30 to 1430 code for a protein of 466 amino acids. The transcript has 6 exons. Gene Ontology annotation, molecular function: protein binding. Gene Ontology annotation, biological process: intracellular signal transduction. NCBI's taxonomy places the organism in Eukaryota, Metazoa, Chordata, Mammalia, Primates, Lorisidae. The record is from RefSeq and is a predicted model, not a curated record.